GGCCAUUACUUAUGGGUCGGCCUUGACAUUUACGCGCUGGCGCUUUAUAGCAAAUUUCACUUUAAUACAGAUGCUUGAUCGAAGAUUUUGGAAGAGUAGUCAUUGAUCCGGCUACUGAUAGAAGCUUCUCUCAACGAUUGAUCAGCGGAAAUGACGAUACUGUUCGCGCUGGUGGCUCGGGGAUCGGUGGUGCUGGCGGAGUUCAGCGCGACGUCGACGAACGCCGGGACGAUUUCUCGACAGAUACUGGAGAAGAUACCGGGGAACAACGACACACACGUCUCUUACUCUCAAGAUCGGUACAUCUUCCAUGUCAAGCGUACCGAUGGCCUCACCGUUCUCUGUAUGGCCGACGAUACAGCAGGAAGGAGAAUUCCUUUUGCAUUGCUUGAAGAUAUUCAUCAGAGAUUUGUGAGGACUUAUGGCCGUGCAGUCCAUACAGCCCAAGCUUAUGGAAUGAAUGAUGAAUUUUCAAGGGUGUUGAGCCAGCAAAUGGAAUACUACUCAAGUGAUCCGAAUGCAGAUAGGAUGAACAGACUAAAAGGUGAAAUGAGUCAGGUUCGAAACGUCAUGAUAGAGAAUAUCGACAAAGUUUUAGAGAGGGGUGAUCGCUUGGAGUUGUUGGUUGAUAAGACUGCUAAUAUGCAAGGAAACACUCUCCGCUUCAGAAAGCAAGCUCGCCGUUUCAGAAGCACUGUAUGGUGGAGAAAUGUCAAGCUGACGAUUGCACUGAUUAUCCUCCUCCUAGUGGUUGUUUAUGUUGUACUAGCCUUUGUAUGCCAUGGAGUGACAUUACCUACCUGUCUGAAAUGAGGGUGAGUCAUUGAAUGUCUUGUGAUUCUGAUUCAUUGUUUUCUUUUCUUUUGGGUGGAUGAGAUGUUCUGGUUUUGCUGAUUCAAAUUCCUUAUUUCUAUGCUUGUCCAAUGUAAACUCUUAAUUUUAUGUAUUUGUGGACUUGGCAUGAGUGUGUCUCUUGGAGACGAAGUAACAAAUGCUUUGGGUUGUUUGUCUCUUGGAGCUCUAUUUUUCAAUGGGUUAAUAUUGAUGGAGGACUGCAAUUUUGGGGGGUUUAAACUGUAAA
This is a messenger RNA of Tripterygium wilfordii, 1081 nucleotides long. Its product is annotated as vesicle-associated membrane protein 711-like. Lineage: Eukaryota; Viridiplantae; Streptophyta; Magnoliopsida; Celastrales; Celastraceae. The transcript has 4 exons. The record is from RefSeq and is a predicted model, not a curated record. Gene Ontology annotation, cellular component: membrane. The coding region runs from base 151 to 813 and encodes 220 amino acids. Gene Ontology annotation, biological process: vesicle-mediated transport.